GCUACACGAAGUUUUCUAACUACUAUGGAAGAGAUGACUGAUUUUUUCAAGAAAACGAGAUCAAAUUGGUCGUUAAUAGACUUUUUACAAUACAGGCGGAAACAAGAAGAUUUUUCAUAUGAUAAAACUAAAGAGCACUCGGAUUACAAAAAAGCAUUAGAAACAUUGAUUGGCUGUGUUGAUUAUACAAAUAAGGCAAAAAAAUGGCUAGAUACUUUUGAAAAUGAAAGAUCUUCCAAGAGUGUAAAUAAAUUCUGGAUGACAGUCAACGAAGAACUAAUUGAUAGCAAAAUAAAAAAUGAAGAGAACGAAUAUGAUUUAACUUUGACCACUAAUGUCAAUAAACAAAUGGGAACGUACGUAAAUGCUACCACUUCUCGUCUUACAAAACGAUUUUUAGAGUGUGCGGAAGAAAGCCCUCCAAAACGCGUGCCAAAGGAAGCAAUAAACGAUUCUCCCAAUAAUCCUUUUACUGUAUCUGGAAUAUCUGGUGAGAGUAACUUGAAUGACUCUGGAACGCCCGAUGAAAGCAAUUCAGAUAAAUCCUAUCAUCCCAGUUCAGACGAAGCAGAUGAUGAUUCUUAUAUUGAAUCGAAAAAAGGGAAGGCCAAUCAUAGUUAUGAUUGGUUCACUGGACCAGGCAUUAAGAAGUCUGAAUUAAGUGAAGACGCGAAAAAGUGGUUUAUCGGCACGCUUGACGUUUCGAAUUUAUUGUUAGAAUAUCGGGAUAUGUCCAUCCAAAAGGCAUCUGAUAAUAAAAUUGAUGAGGUUGCCGAAAUACUUUCCUUGAAUCAUAUAUUUUUGUUUGAACAAAAUGUAUCAAGUGGAAUUUCUUUAAUGAUCGAACCAGAAUCAUUAAAAAGUAUUUUCAAUAACAUUAAAGAAGAAUUUACACCCUAUCAAAUGUCUGAUGAUGAUAUUCUACGAUGUCAUAAAAUGGCAAAGACCGCAAGUGAAGAUUUUGAAAAAUGCAAGUCGUUAUUAAGAAAAUGGCAAAAAGAACUAGUUGAUGAUCAAGAAGAUCUAAUUCUAGAAAUAUUCGAGUCAAUGUAA
This is a messenger RNA of Scutellospora calospora, 1053 nucleotides long. Lineage: Eukaryota; Fungi; Glomeromycota; Glomeromycetes; Diversisporales; Gigasporaceae. The record is from the annotation of a GenBank genome assembly.